Helicoverpa armigera (cotton bollworm) is the source of this 2798-nucleotide messenger RNA. Its product is annotated as F-box/LRR-repeat protein fbxl-1. Gene Ontology annotation, cellular component: SCF ubiquitin ligase complex. The record is from RefSeq and is a predicted model, not a curated record. Gene Ontology annotation, biological process: SCF-dependent proteasomal ubiquitin-dependent protein catabolic process. The coding region runs from base 126 to 2144 and encodes 672 amino acids. NCBI's taxonomy places the organism in Eukaryota, Metazoa, Arthropoda, Insecta, Lepidoptera, Noctuidae. Gene Ontology annotation, molecular function: protein binding. The transcript is spliced from 3 exons.
GACCUUGAAAUGUCAAUGUCAAAGGAGUCGAAAACACGGAAAUAAAUUUUGAUUUCAUUACAUUCAUAACAAAUGGUAAAUUAAAAAAUAUCCUACAAUAUACAUUAAAUUCUUACUUACAAUUCAUGGAAACGCAACAAAUGGAGCUGCCUUAUGAGGUUUUAGUUUAUCUAUUCAAGUACCUACCAAAAUCUGAUAGGAAAGCUGCCAGUGAAACAUGCCGGUCAUGGUACUUGGCUGCAAAUGAUCAGAGCUUCUUGAAAAACAAAGUUGCCAUAUUUUAUAAAACUGUAUUAACUGAUGAAUUAUCCUCACCGCUGACCAUAUUCGAAGAAUCACCUAUUAUAUAUUACAACUAUUUAUUUAAUGAAGUGGAAAUAACAAGCAAACAAAAUGAAUUCUGGAAUAAAAUGGGGGAACAUAUCCAAUGCUUGACUCUCAGGAACUGUGAUAUUUGUGAAAAAGUAUUUGUCCAUAUUCUACAAAAGUGUACAAAUCUAGAAACGUUGAAUAUACAAAACUGUAAAGAGCUUUUUAUGUCAGGACGUCUAUUAGAAGGCAAGAGUGAAGGAUUCUUAACAGAAAAUCUUGAAAACUUGAAGUCCUUGAGUUUGUCUGGAAACCAGUACCUGACGGAUGCUUUAUUCAAUAGAUUUGUAUCAGCUGCUCCAGUUCUAGAGGAGUUGAACCUCUCAGCCUGCUCCUUGCAGUUUCAUCUUGGAUUAGUUAAAAAAUUCUACCCUCCUAGUGUUGAUAUCUUCCAAAACCCAUCUGAAAGUGUACUUACUUUUUAUUUCAUACUCCAGAUAAUUGUAAGUAGAGCUAAAAAUAUCAAACGCUUGCAUUUUUCUUGCACUCUAAUUGAUGGUGCUGCACUCAAAUCUCUGUCAGAAGUGAAAGAUUUGAAGCUUGAAUCUUUACAAGUACAUUCCUGUGAUCAACUCACUAAUACUGGCAUUUUGUCUCUGACUAACCAUCAGGUCUCUCUAAGAGAGCUUGAUAUAGGUUUGUGCACUCGUGUGACUGAUCAAUCUCUUGUACAUAUAUGUAAAAAUCUAGUCAAUUUAGAAUACCUCAAUAUUCAGAGAUGUCGAGCUGUCACAGAUUUGGGAAUAGCCGAACUCCAUAAAUUAAAGAAACUCAAGUCUUUAAAUAUAUCACAAUGUGAGCUGCUAUCUAAAGAUGGACUGGAAAAAGGCAUUUGUGUGGGAGAAAAUCCCAUUCUUGAAGAACUGGAUAUCAAUUCACUAAAUAUAGAUCAAACUGGAGUUAUAAUGAUUUCGGAGCGACUUCCCAAUUUGCGAAUAUUAAAUGUGAGCUACUGCUUCAAUGCUGUAACUGAUACAUCUAUACAAGUCAUUUUUAAGAAUCAAUUGUUUCUGCAUACAUUGAAAAUGAGUCACUGUGAUAAAGUUUCCGAUGCUGGGUUAACUGGCAUGGGAAAAGUUGAAACAGAAGGGGGAGAAGAUGGUCCAAUUAUGUCUAACAUUGAAGAAUCGCACAUGUCUCCUAAAAUUCAUUUGGGAUCCAGAGCUGAAGAAGAAAUAGUUCGAGAUGCUAGAAGGAAGAGAGAUGUCAUGCUAAUGUGUGAAAAAUUAACUAUGGAUUCUUACACAGGCUACUCCUUAGCUCGCAUGCAAAGCCUCAGGGAGCUGGAUAUAAGUGGCUGCAAUAGAAUAACUGAUGUAAGCUUGACAUAUGCUUUUAAUUUCAAGGAACUUAUUAAUCUAAACUUAAGUAGAUGUCAACAAAUCACUUAUGAUGGAAUUGAACAUUUGGUCAAAAAUUGUCCCAGCAUCGAAUAUUUUAAUCUGACAGAUUGCUAUAAUUUAAAAGAUGAUGCUGUGAAUGAAAUUGUCAAAGGUUUGCAUAGGCUGAAACAACUUGAACUAAGGGGUUGCAAUCAGCUGUCAGAUAAAACGUUGGAAGCAAUAAGCAAUCAUUGUUGUAAACUUCAAUUCCUGGAUGUACAAGGAUGCCGCAACAUGUCACCAGAUCUUGCGUGUUCCAUUGGGUCAUUACCAUCGUCAUUGCAUACUAUACUGAUGUCUAAGCCAGGCCCAUAUAUAGAAGAUGGAAAAAAGAACAGAGCUCCAGCCCCAGCUUUUCUGCCUGCAUUGAUGAGGAAACUACGUUUGCACUAGACUAGACUUCAAAUUCGACUGCAGUCCAGCAUUUAUAGGUAUUGAUGUCAAAGGCACCAAGCAGUAAAUACUGACACUUAAUCUGCAGAAUAGUUUAUUGUUGUAAUUUAGAGUCAAGACAAUCGAGCUAGCUGUUUUGUGUAAUUACAUAUAAAUGUAUCUAUAUCGCCUUUCAAGUUUGUGAGCAAACAAGUACCUCGAAGAUUAAUGACAUUAUUUUUGAUGUUGUAUAGAAAGUUAUAGAAUUGUGAUUGUGUUAGAAUAGUCUGCUCACUCUACGUCAUCAUCUAGUUCAAAUGUAAUUAAAGAGAAUCAGUUUUACUGUCGACUUUUCAAGGCCAAGGUGUCUGUAAAUGAGACUAGAGGCAAAAUGAAUGAAAUUACGAACGCGGAAAACUGGAGGUAGACUACCUUGAAAUUAUUCUCUUCACUUUUACCUGUAAACUAUUUAUAUUUACCUUAAUUAUUGGUUAUGUAAUGUUGUGUUAAAUUAUUUUAAAUAUUCUAAUAAUAACGAGUAGAAUGAAAAUGUAACUAUUGUUUAAAUUAAAUAAAUUCCUGGAACAGGAAUGAAUAGAUACUGUGAUAACAUCCUAUAUAUUUUUAUUUAAGUACAAAUUGGAUAAUGCCUUGCAAUAAAAAAAUAACCCUUAA